UAACCCAAGAACUGUUUAUCUGAGCAAAUCCUUCCCGUGACUGCACUGGAGAUGAAAAGGGGUUAAAUCCCUUGCAAGAUUUCACCAACAUGAAGGAAUAUGUGUAAUGCCUACAACGGGUAACUCUUCCUGAAACAUGGCACAGUGACAAUCAGUGACAAAAGAGUGAGGCCAUUCAGGAUAAGAAGAUUGACCUUUUUGGGUGGCUACAGCUGAAGAUUGCUUUACAGAAGCCACUGGAAAGGUUUGUGAGUCAUGAUGCAAGAAUCUGGGACUGAGACAAAAAGUAAUGGUUCAGCCAUUCAGAACGGUGCAAGCAGUGGCAACCACUUGCUAGAGUGUGGCCUUCGGGAAGGGAGAUCAAACGGGGAGACACCUUCUGUAGACAUUGGUCCUGCAGAUCUAGCCCAUCUUCAGCAACAACAGGCUCUUCAGGUAGCAAGGCAGCUUCUGUUACAACAGCAGCAACAGCAACAAGUUAGCGGGCUAAAAUCUCCCAAAAGGAAUGACAAACAGCCAUCCCUUCAGGUUCCCGUGUCAGUGGCUAUGAUGACACCUCAAGUUAUCACUCCCCAGCAAAUGCAGCAGAUCCUCCAGCAGCAAGUCCUAACUCCACAGCAACUCCAGGUCCUGCUCCAGCAGCAGCAGGCACUCAUGCUUCAGCAGCAGCAGCUUCAAGAAUUCUACAAGAAACAACAGGAGCAGUUGCAGCUUCAACUCUUACAGCAACAACAUGCUGGAAAACAACCUAAAGAGCCCCAGCAACAACAGGUGACGUCCCAGCAGCUGGCCUUUCAACAACAGCUUUUACAGAUGCAGCAACUGCAGCAACAGCACCUCCUAUCUUUGCAACGCCAAGGUCUGCUAACAAUUCAGCCGGGCCAGCCCACCCUGCCAUUGCAGCCUCUUGCUCAAGGCAUGAUACCAAGUGAACUGCAGCAACUCUGGAAAGAGGUGACAGGUUCUCACCCAGCAGAGGAGGCUGCAAGCAACAACCACAGUAGUUUGGAUCUAUCAACGACGUGUAUCUCUUCCUCGACAUCUUCUAAGACCCCCUUAAUAAUAAACCCACAUGCCUCAACCAAUGGACAGCUAUCAAUCCACACUCCUAAAAGAGAAAGUUUAUCCCACGAAGAGCACUCUCAUAGCCAUCCACUUUAUGGGCAUGGAGUAUGCAAAUGGCCGGGCUGCGAAGCGGUAUGCGAAGAUUUCCAGUCAUUUCUAAAACAUCUCAACAGUGAGCAUGCGCUGGAUGAUAGAAGUACUGCUCAAUGUAGAGUACAAAUGCAGGUUGUACAACAGUUAGAGCUGCAGCUGGCAAAAGACAAAGAACGCCUGCAAGCAAUGAUGACACACCUGCACGUGAAGUCAACUGAACCAAAAGCUACCCCUCAGCCUCUAAACCUUGUAUCAAGCGUCACACUUUCAAAGACAGUGUCAGAGGCUUCCCCACAGAGCUUACCUCAUACCCCGACCACCCCAACGGCGCCAAUUACUCCGGUCAGCCAGGGGCCUUCUGUCAUCACUACUACAAGCAUCCACAACGUGGGCCCAAUCCGAAGGCGAUACUCUGACAAAUACAACGUGCCCAUCUCCUCAGCAGAUAUUGCGCAGAACCAAGAAUUCUACAAGAAUGCAGAGGUUAGGCCGCCCUUUACGUAUGCAUCCUUAAUUAGGCAGGCCAUUCUUGAAUCUCCAGAAAAGCAGCUAACACUAAAUGAAAUCUACAAUUGGUUCACACGGAUGUUUGCCUACUUCAGACGGAAUGCAGCCACGUGGAAGGGUGCUAUUCGCACCAACCUAUCCCUGCAUAAGUGCUUUAUCAGAGUAGAGGAUGAGUUUGGGUCCUUUUGGACUGUUGAUGAUGAAGAGUUUAAACGUGGCCGUCAUAUUCAACGAGGCCGUCCUCGAAAAAUCUGCCCUGAUGAAAAGUUUGGCAAGCUUGUUACACAAAGCCCUUCACUUAUUAAAAACAUGCAGACCAGCCACACCUACUGCUCACCUCUCAGUGCUGCUUUACAGGCUUCAAUGGCUGAGAACAGUAUACCUCUGUACACUACUGCUUCCAUGGGAAACCCCACUCUGGGCAGUUUAGCCAGUGCUAUGAAGGAAGAGCUUAACGGUGCAAUGGAGCAUGCGAACAGUAAUGGGAGUGACAGCAGUCCAGGACGUUCUCCUAUGCAAGCAAUGCACCCUGUGCAUGUUAAAGAAGAACCAUUAGAUCCAGAUGAAAAUGAAGGACCACUAUCCCUAGUGACCACAGCCAAUCACAGUCCAGAGUGUGAUCACGACAGAGAUUAUGAAGACGAAAAUGUAAACGAGGACAUAGAAUGAGUAUGUCUGUGGUCGGGAUCCUGUGAAUGAAGAUUGUGGGGAGGGAGGAAAAAAACACAUACUUCAAAAUUAGCUGUGAAUUCUCUCCCCUUUAUUGUACAGUCUGGAGGAUACUCUUGGUCCAUUUUGACAGCUAUAAAAUAUGUUAACUCUUAGUGCCAUCAAGUAUCCCAUUUGGGAGUAUUUUUGAUUUUUCUACUUUUUGUUGAGAAAAAAAAAAAGGAAUUUGUACUCUGUGCAUUGGAUGGACUUGUUUGGUACUUGGGAUUCCCUCUCACAGUCAACAUCAGUGUUGUAAAUUUAUUCAACUGAUUCGCUUACCUACUAUUUGGCAGCAGACUUUGGACUGUGGUUCUUCCAAUUUGGGACACUGAAGACAUCAAGCUGAGCAUGUACACAUAAACUGCAGAUCAAGCCUUUGCCCAGAUUUUAAGGAUUCCAAUGGACAACAUAUUUGCACAGUAUCGCAUGUUGAUUAUCACUGCCUUUACUUUUGGGUUUGUUUUUGUUUUGCUUCCAUUUGGGAUGGGGAAGUAAGUCUGUGUGUGUGUGCGUGUGUGCACAUAUGUAUGUGCACAUGUGAGUAUGUAUACAGAAUAGGGGUUAAAAGAAAAUUCUCCCCAACUUUUUAGUGUAUAGCUUUGAUUCCCCUCCUCCCCCACUUCUCCUACACCAUUUUAAGUUCUGACCUCAGGCCUCAGGAGGGCCAGGGCCUUUUGAGGCUUAAUGUUUUCUGUACUUUUGUGAUGAAUGUUUAUUAGGUGUUUUUAUUAUACAAAGCUGAAUGUCCUUUGAACUGUUUGUAGCUCUUUUUUCUGCCAUUCAUUCCCAUUUCCUUCAGAUGGCAUCACAUUUUCUUUGGCUUUGGAAAGCAUUCCAUUUGGGGCUAUGUCCCUCCCCUUUUAGGAAAAAAGAAAGUUCUCGUGUCGCUGCUCUAAUCCAUGUGCAAAGUUAUUUCCCAACAGAAAGCAAGGCAGUACUGCAAGAGUGAGAAUGAAAGGCAAACCAGCAGAGAAAUUGUGUAGGAUGUGGAGCAAUUUUAUUCCACAAAGCAGUAUAUGUUGUCGUCGUCAUUUUGGAGGUUGUUUUUAUUUUGCAGCAAUUGGUUAUUAGCAAACAUUACAAAAUGGAACAGCACAAAAAACCCCAAAAAACACCGUGAACAUGCAGUCCCAAUAGAGUUUAUUUUGUCGGUAAUAAAUUGUGCAACAUCAGGUUAUUCCCUUCAUAUUGUGAGUUUCUGGGCAAUCAGACACAUCUAGGGUAUCUAAAAUGACCAUAUUGCAUACCUAGACAUGUAUUAUGGUUCGCACUUGCAAAUAGGGACUGUAGAGCAGCAUUGUGUAUGGUGUUUGGUUUUUUAAACCAAGUUAAACAGUUCAAGGACUGCUAAGUAGCAUCCAUUUCUUUUGGCUAUUCAUUAGAUUUCAGGUGGAAACUUGUUGGGAAGUCAAGAAUGCUCACUAGUCAUAAAGUGUUAAUAAUUUUAACUGGGCAAAUUCUGUUAAUGCAGUUAAGAUCCUUAUGCAAUAGCACACCAACCAGUAUGGAGGGGGGAGGGAAUGAACAAUCAGAAACCUGUGAGUAAAUUGGCACUGAGGCUUCUGUUGCAAGGGAACAGUGUUCUUCAGAGCAAAUGCAUGCCGACAACUGCUGUUAAAGCAUCAGUACCCUUUAAUCACUGGACACGAAUCACUUCUUGUCCUCCAACCACUUCUCUGUAGCUCACUUAUUUAUGUUGGACUAUAGUGUUUUUUUUUAAUUUCAAAAGCCUUUCAGAUCUUAAUUUAUACUCUGCUUUGUACCCUCCCCACCCCCUAAAACUACCAAAGAAUAUUACACAAAGGUAAAUUAUGUUCUCUGUUAUAUGCUUUAUCUUAUGAAGCCAAAUAUCCUCUUAUUGUUGAUCAAAGGAGGUGAAAGAAUUUAGAAACAAAUGACAAGAUAUGGGCUAUGGCUAACCUGAGAAGGAAAAACUGCUCAAUUAUUAGGGUAUAAUUUAGAAGACCAAGUAGAUGGCUGAACCAAAGUUGUGUUUUUUAUUUGCGUUCCUUUUAUCGUGACCAAAUGAAUUACUGCAAUGAGAGAGCUUUUGAGGCUAAAGUUAGGGGACAGUAUUAAGAGGAGGGAGCAUCCAAAGGCAGCUUUCCAUCUUGAAGGGAAGAGGGGGAAAAAAGGAUAGUCUGUUUUCCCCCCAGAAAAAUUAGAGUAUCUGAGAAAGGUGAGGAGACAGUUCCAUAAUCUAUGGGGAACUUCCCGUAACUAACACUGGGCCAUCUAAGAAUAUCUAAUGAAAUUAUUUUAAUCCCUUUUAUUUGGUUGUUGGCCUUUACUAAUCCAAUUUACUUUUGUUAAAAGCCACUACCAGGACAAUGUAUUUUUAAAAUUUGUUUAUGCACACAAGAUUUUAGCAUGAUGGUGACUGUUGUUGUUCUCCCUCUUUGGUUAGCAUCUUUCACGUGGGAUAACACCCUUGUCCCCUUUGUAAGCUUUGAUACCACUUGAGUCAGUGGGAGUGUUGCCAGCAACUUCCGACUGGAUGCAGAUUGUGUUUUUUUGCUGACAGUUAAAUAUUUAAAGUCUUAACACUUUUUCCUUUGUUCCUUUCCCAACUUUUUUUUUUCCAUUUAGAGAAGGGCAGUCUGUAGUCACUUCAAACGUUAUCGAAACAAGCCUUAUUCAGGCAGCUCCAUGACGUGCAGGAGGUAGCCAGAUGGGAUCACAAGGAGGUAUCCCCUGUGCUUCAAAACUGAGUGGUUUUGCUGGUUAGCUUGGUAUUCAAAAGGGGAUAAAAAUCUGGUAGAUUAGUUCAUUCUCCGCAUGUGUAGCUAGACAUGAGUAAAGAUAACAGCAUGAGAAACUGUUAGUACGCAUACCUCAGUUCAAACUGUUAGGGAAUGAGUAAAUAAAAAAAAAUUAAAAAUACAUUUCACUCAGUUGCACUUAGUUGUAUGUCUUGCAUGCAUAGUCUAAAGACUGUAGCAAAAUAAUAAAAAAGAAAAGGAAAUUAAAAAAUUAGACUUACCAUACCAUGCAGGUAUCACUACCCUGCAGAAGAACCAAGAGAAAAAAAAAAUCUCAGGCUUUACAUCAAGCAAAUGCUAUUUUUUACAAAUUUCUGAUUCUGUGUCCCUUUGGAUAUAUUAAAAAAAUUGCUCUUAUAGGUUGGGGUUUAUUAUGUUGUACAUAUAUAGCCCAAAUGUGUCUCUGUGAUCCUUUUGUCUUUUUGGCGGGUGGGAGAUGAGGGUGGGGUGGCAGGGAAAGGUUGGAGGGGAAAGUCCUUUUUUAAAAAAGUCAUUCCUCAAAAGGAAUAAAUGCAUACCUGUUUGUCAAACCACCUUUUGCUUUCUGUGCAACUGCUUUAUAUUAACUAUUCUUUUAAAAUGCUUUUGGGGGAAAUCCUACUGUAUGUAAUGGAACUGCAGAAUAUGCUGCACAUGUAUUUUAUUUAGCUAUCCUUGCUUUAAGAGUAUUGGAUGACAUUUGCUGACACGUUGUUCUCUGGAUGCUUUGUUUUGGUUCUGCUAAGGUUCCCCCUCCUCCAUCUUUUUGGCUUCUAAAAUGUAACAUAGUUGACAGAUGAUUCCCCCCCCCCCCUUAUGGAUCGAAUGAUUUUUGUACAGGUUUUUGUUGUUACUUUAUGCUGUUCUUGUUUUUUUUAAAAAAAAAAUACUUUCCUCUUUCUCCACCUCCUUCUGUUAUCCUACCACUGCCUAUUUCUGGCUCUCUUAAAGAAAAAGAAAAAAAGUUGUUUCAAAAAUGUUUUCUCCUGCUGCAGUAAAUACUUUGCAUGAUGAAUUCCAAGGUCACACUUUCAAAGUUUAUCAGUGAAGUAGUGAUUAAUAAUGAGAGUGUCAAAAUUAUUGAACUUUUGUAUAAAAAAUACUUUACAAGGUGCCAAGAUGUAAAGACAAUUUGUUACAUUUUUUUUUCUUUUUUCUUAAAGGAAAGCAUACAUUAUGAAAGUAGUACCAUGUAUCAGGUAAACUGUUGUCAGGAAUGAGAGUCAAAGCCUAUCCCCCCCCCCCCCGCACAUAUGCUCUCUGUCUCUGCCCCACACUCUGUCACAAAAACAUACACAGCUUUACAAACCUAGUGGAGCCCACUUCCUUUCCCAGAUAAAUAAGUGAAUGGAUCAAGCCAGCACAGUUCAGAUACCUAAAAUGUACUGGAUUUCUUCAUCAGAAGUAGGAAGAAAGAUAAAGUUGAGGCCUGUGUUGGGGGGAGGGCGCUUUUUAUUCUCCCUUUGGAGAAUCCAACCAUAGUACCCAUAACUAGAUAGCAAGAUAGGACUCCGUGAAUGGAGAAGCAGAGCCCCAUGUGCUUCAGUGGCACAUCUCCCCCCUCUCUAAAAAAGAUAAUAUCCCAUAUGCAGCCCUUAAGGAAUGGAUGUGAUGGCUACCCCUAACAACUGUGUGGAAGAAAUCCACACAUACCUGUGUUCCCUUUUCUGUAUCAGGCCAGCACAAUUCAGAUACAUAAAACAUACAGGAUUUCUUCAUCAGAAGUAGGAAGAAAGAGAAAGUUGAGGCCUGUGUUAAAAGGGGGGGGGGUGCUUUUUAUUCUCCCAUAGGAGAAUCCAACCGUAGUACCCAUAACUAGAUAUCAAAAUAGGAGAAGUAAAUGAUGAGGAAGGGGAGGGGAGGGGUAUUAUUCUACAAAUAAUGCAGAUCAUUAGAUAUUUUAUAUAUAAAUAUAUAAAAGUUCUAAAAAACCAAUUUUUAAUUAUUGUAGUUUUCAGAAUGCUGAUGAGCUACAUUCCUUAUAGCAUGGAGAAUGUGUGUUAAACUCUUUUGAAAAGCCUUUGAUACUUUUUGGUUAAUGUAUUUGGACAGAGUUUUUAGAUGUUGCAGAAAUAAUUUCUCAUUCUUGUCCUGGAGAGUUAGCAUUUGCAGAUCUGUUCUCCAUCUUGAACUAGUCCAGAGUAGGUCACAGAAUUAUCUUCUUUCCAUAAGCCUUGAUGAAAAUGGUACAGUCCAGACUGUUAGCAUGGUGCUUCAUGUGUAUGUGCUGCCAAGUUUUUUUUUAAUCUUUUUUUUUAGGCAUACAAGAAACUCAUUCCUUAAAUCAACUGUAAUUCCAUCAUUCCAUGUCUGUUGAUGCAGACAAUAAAAUGUUGUGUAGUCAGUAAUUAUUACUGACAUUAUAGCAUUCUCUAAUGCAAUAAAAGUGCUGGUUGUUCACACUGGUGAUACAUGUU
This is a messenger RNA of Heteronotia binoei (common prickly gecko), 7534 nucleotides long. It is a transcript of the gene FOXP1, whose product is annotated as forkhead box P1. The record is from RefSeq and is a predicted model, not a curated record. Gene Ontology annotation, cellular component: nucleus. Gene Ontology annotation, biological process: regulation of transcription by RNA polymerase II. Gene Ontology annotation, molecular function: DNA-binding transcription repressor activity, RNA polymerase II-specific; RNA polymerase II cis-regulatory region sequence-specific DNA binding. The transcript is spliced from 19 exons. Lineage: Eukaryota; Metazoa; Chordata; Lepidosauria; Squamata; Gekkonidae. Bases 256 to 2334 code for a protein of 692 amino acids.